Pseudopodoces humilis (Tibetan ground-tit) is the source of this 657-nucleotide messenger RNA. RefSeq names its product refilin B (gene RFLNB). The record is from RefSeq and is a predicted model, not a curated record. Gene Ontology annotation, biological process: negative regulation of chondrocyte development; skeletal system morphogenesis; actin filament bundle organization. Lineage: Eukaryota; Metazoa; Chordata; Aves; Passeriformes; Paridae. Gene Ontology annotation, cellular component: actin filament bundle. Gene Ontology annotation, molecular function: filamin binding.
AUGGUGGGGCGGCUCAGCCUGCGGGAGGUGCCCGACCUCCCGGACAUGAGGAAGCGGGGCGACUCCGGCCUCGACAGCCCCGACUCCGGGCUGCCCCCCAGUCCCGGCCCGGCCCCGCCGCCCUGGCUGCUCCCCUCGGGCAGCCCCGAGCGCGCCGCAGCCAACGGGCUCCCGGAGCCCGAGCCGCCCGCAGCCUCCGCAGCGAGUUCUGUGUUCUCCCCCAGCCCCGUUCUCUCCAGCUGUCCUCCAAGACUGUGUCCUUUAUCCUUUGGCGAAGGAGUUGAGUUUGACCCUUUACCACCGAAGGAAAUAAGGUACACGAGCUCGGUGAGGUACGACUCGGAGAAGCAUUUCAUCGCCGACGUGUUCCUGCCGGUGGGGCUGAGCGUGGCGGCCUGCAGCCAGACCAUCGUCUGCGUCCCCGACUGCUCCUGGCGCAGCUACAAGGCCGAGGUGCGCCUGGAGCCUCGCCACCGGCCCCGGCGCUUCACCAGCACCACCAUCAUCUACCCCAAGCACGCCAAGACUGUCUACACCACCACGCUGGACUACAACUGCCGCAAGGCCACGCGCAGGUUCCUCUCCAGCGUGGAGCUGGACACCUCGGAGUGCCUCGGCCCUGACGGCUGCUGACCGCGGCCACCCUCCGGCCCACGC